Messenger RNA from Talaromyces atroroseus, 4098 nucleotides. RefSeq lists its product as hypothetical. Gene Ontology annotation, molecular function: zinc ion binding; DNA-binding transcription factor activity, RNA polymerase II-specific; alpha-glucosidase activity. Gene Ontology annotation, biological process: N-glycan processing; regulation of DNA-templated transcription; carbohydrate metabolic process. Lineage: Eukaryota; Fungi; Ascomycota; Eurotiomycetes; Eurotiales; Trichocomaceae. The record is from RefSeq and is a predicted model, not a curated record. Bases 1 to 4098 code for a protein of 1365 amino acids. The transcript has 5 exons.
AUGCCGUCGGUGCCGUGCGAUGCAUGCGCACUUCGGCGUGUCAAAUGCGAUGGCAACAAUCCGUGUUGGAUUUGUAUCAAGAAUAACCAGCCCUGCACCUUCCUGAGAGUCCGCAGGCGCAGAGGGCCUAAAGGUCCUCGGAAGUCAACCAAGGCUAAACUGGAGCAGCUCUACGCACAGCUGUCACUACCCCGUACAGAUCCACCAGAUCAGAAACUGAUUUCUUUGGGGGCCUACUUCAAGUAUCUCGACGUCUACAAGCACGCGUUGUACACGACCUGGCCGAUCGUGUCCAUCGAUUUGCUGAAAUCGCGACUGAAAGACCGCCGGACCAUCGACUUCGAAUCAUAUGCGCUUGCUGCGGCACUCAGUGCAGCGACAAUAGUGCAGUUGAAGCAUUGUCAAAGUGAACCCGUGACCGAAGAACUCGUAAUGGAAGGGGAGAAUUUUGUCAAGGAGUGUCUACGGCAUCGUAACCAAUGCAAUUUGCAUAGCACUAUCACCAUAAACUUACUGCUCACCUCCCUUUUCCUCCAUAUGUACUAUGCCAACACCGGGCAAAUGAAUGCAGCGACCUUCGCCCUGCGUGAGGCCAUCACCUACGCCGAUCUCCUGCGUCUCGGAGAUCCAACCACAUUGGGGUCUCUAUGCAGGGAUGAAAGAGAGCUGCGACUUCGUGUCUAUUGGGUACUUUUCGUGACGGAACGAACAUUCUGCAUACAACAUCGCAUUUCCAUAACCAUGCAGAAAAUCAACAGCUUCCCCACCUUCCUCGACGCCCACGAUAUCAAUCCACAUUCCGUUGGUGGGUUCUGUGAACUCGUUCGUUUGUUCACUUACGUUGAGACUGCAUUGGUGGCAAUCGAGCAAGCUCCGUCGACAUUAUCGUACAGCAAGAAGGAAUUGCAGUGUAUUUCCACUGGCCUUGACUCCCGCGCCCACCACCUGGAUUCGCUGGGGGACCUGCAGAUUGCCGACAUCGAAACCACGCGUGCUUGGCUGAGAUCGCUUCUAUGGCAACAUGCUGCCUCGCGAUUCAUGCUUGAAUCAGACGCUCAAAUUGUACAGUUUACCCCGGAGUAUCCGUUUCAUCUCGCAAGAGAUUUACUGUCGUUCCUGUCCAAGGUUCAAUCAAACUCAAUCCGCGCCCAUGCUUAUUCCAUGGAAGUCAAACUUUCCCAGAUCGCACACUCCCUUCUUGACACUAUCGCUGUCGUUCCUUCUAUCGGACAAAUGCGUGGUCAGCAACACGGACCAGAGCAUGCUGUCCUUGCGCUCGAACAACUGCUGGCUUUCACGGCAGGCGGCAAGUCAGAGCACCUUUCUCUUUUGCAUACCCGCAUGAGCGAGCUCGGGGUCGCGAAACCCUCGCGGCUGUACCUCACUCUAGAAGAUCCUACCUCUCCGCCACAAGUUGAAUCCGGCGCAGAUGACGAACCGAAGUCAGGUUCCGCGGGUGAUAGGGCCCAAAUUGCGGGGUCGGAAGAGAUCGAUGCAUGGCUGCAGCUUCUCAUUAUCCUCAUUAAAGUGUGGAGUAGAGCAAAGAGUACGGGGAAACGCCCCGGCAAGCACGGGUUAGUCAAUUUUCGCGAGAAAUACACCGAGCCCAUCAGCGCAACUUAUAAUGAGCCCCGUUCUUUUGCUCCCGAUUUUCUUUCUUCUGAGCUGUCACAUACUUUCAUCAUGCACCGCUAUUCCUUUCCGAGGGCACCAGUUGCGCACCCAGAAGCGACGGUUGGUGGCGCAGGAAAGUCUUAUCGAUUCACCGUUCUGACGGACGGUCUUCUAAGAUAUGAGUGGGCAGAUGAUGGGUGCUUUGAAGAUAGAGCUUCUGUGUUGGCAGUUAACCGUCGGCUACCCAUCCCUGAAUUUCGCGUACUGGAGACCGACACCAGUGUGCAAAUAAUCACGUCUCGAUUUCAUUUGACCUACGAUAAAGGGAGCUUUUCCCCUAGCGGUCUAAGUGCCGCUAUUAAAGGAUUCUACGGGCCACACAGCAGCAUCUGGCGAUAUGGUAACCCUCAUAAUACCCUCGGUGGCACUGCACGAACGCUCGACGAGAUCAACGGGAGAAUCGAGCUCGAGCCGGGCAUUGUCGCUCGUCAAGGCUUCGCAACCUUGGACGACUCAAAAUCUAUGCUAUUCGACGAGAACGGGUGGCUCGCUGUCCGUCGACCGGGAAGUGGCCGUGUGGAUGGCUAUCUCUUCGCUUAUGGACAUAGUUAUCGGGAGGCGGUCCGCGCAUUCUAUGCCUUGUCAGGUCCCCAACCGCUGCUCCCACGUUGGGCGCUAGGUAAUUGGUGGAGCCGGUAUUACGCUUACAAUGCCGAGGAAUAUCUGGAGUUGAUGGAUCGGUUCCGGGAGAAAGGGAUCCCACUUUCGGUUGCUGUCUUGGACAUGGACUGGCAUAUUGUCGAUGAGGACUGCGUGGCUAAGUCAGGCGUGACUGGGUGGACAGGAUAUACCUGGAAUAAAGCGCUGUUUCCUGACCCACCACAUUUCUUAGCAGAGCUACACCGUCGGGGCCUGAAAACGUCUCUGAAUGACCACCCAGCAGACGGAGUCCAGAGUUAUGAGGAGCUCUAUGGCGAGAUGGCGAGAGUUUUAUGCCAUGACACCUCACUGGGAGAUCCCAUUUCGUUUGACAUUACAAACCGCGCGUUCCUUGACGCCUACUUUGACGUUUUGCACAGGCACUUUGAUACCCAGGGAAAUGAUCUCUGGUGGGUAGACUGGCAGCAAGGACCCCAUUCCCGAAUUGCCGGGAUUGAUCCACUCUGGGUGUUGAAUCACUUUCAUUUUUUGGACAGUGCGCGUGAGAGCAAACGUCCGUUGACCUUCUCACGAUACGCGGGGCCAGGAAGCCAUCGAUAUCCAAUUGGGUUUUCAGGAGAUACAUUUAUCACAUGGGAGUCGCUGGAUUUCCAGCCUGAAUUCACGGCGACAGCGUCGAACAUUGGAUUUGGGUGGUGGAGCCAUGAUAUUGGCGGGCAUAUGCACGGAGUGAGAGACGAGGAGUUGCUGGUCCGCUGGGUUCAGUACGGAGUCUUCUCGCCAAUCCUGCGUCUCCAUUCUUCCAAUAAUCAAUGGAACCUCAAGGAGCCGUGGAUGUUGGAUGUAGGAUUCGAGCGGGUCAUGACCAAAUUCCUCCGUCUACGCCACCGACUCAUUCCCUACCUCUAUACCAUGAACUUCCGGGCAGCGCGAGAAGGGCUCCCGCUCGUGCAACCCAUGUACUGGGAAUAUCCAGAGAGCGAGGAAGCCUAUCGGUUCUCUAACCAAUUCCUCUUCGGCUCGGAGCUGCUCGUUGCACCGAUUACUGCACCGCUAGACGCAAAAGCACGCAGAUCCCUGGUACGGGCAUGGUUUCCCCCAGGUCGCUACGUUGAUAUCUUCACAGGCACGGUGUACGAUGGCGACCGUGAACUUUGGCUCAGCCGUCCGCUGGCAUCAUACCCAGUUUUUGCCCGUGAAGGCUCCAUCAUUCCGCUGGACGGAGCUUCAGAGCCUGCUAAUGGCGGCAACGACCCCAGCGAAAUCGAAAUCCUUGUUGUCGUCGGGGCUGACGGCGAUUUUGAACUUGUGGAGGAUGAUGGCCAAGGUGAUGAAGUCGAUCAGAUCACGUUUCGCCGAACGCCAAUUUCCUUUCAUCAUGGGACCGGAGAAAUAUGCAUUGGACCAUGCUCGGGCACUCAGACGACGACUUCUCGUCAAUGGAGCGUCCGGUUGCUGGGUUGUUCCUCCCUCCCGGAACAAGUGCACGCCUUGGUCAAUGACGUGACGAGGGUCUGUCAAACGGAGAAGAUCUCCAAUGGAACUCUGAUCAAGCUGGGCUCAUCAGGACCCAAGGAUACUGUCGUGGUGAGAAUGUGUUCGCAGCCACAGCUUGACGUCCACUCGCCCACCACGCCCAUAAUGGAGUUCCUCCGCGACGCACAGAUUGAAUUGGACCUGAAAGAGGAGAUUUGGAAGAUCGUAGCGAAGACAAGUUCCACAACAGUUCGUGUGGGACAACUGCAGGCACUUGGCCUUGAUCGAACUGUGCUAUAUCCCAUCUUAGAAAAUCUACUAGCCGACUCACGCCCAGCUCGUCCGUGA